Molecule: messenger RNA, 5344 nt
Organism: Hippoglossus stenolepis (Pacific halibut)
Lineage: Eukaryota; Metazoa; Chordata; Actinopteri; Pleuronectiformes; Pleuronectidae
Gene: stim2b
Product: stromal interaction molecule 2b
Exons: 12
Coding region: 969-3278 (769 amino acids)
Biological process (GO): intracellular calcium ion homeostasis; activation of store-operated calcium channel activity; store-operated calcium entry
Cellular component (GO): plasma membrane; endoplasmic reticulum
Molecular function (GO): calcium channel regulator activity; calcium ion binding; protein binding
Source: RefSeq, a predicted model, not a curated record
GGGGGGGGGGGGGGGAGCUCGGCUUUCACACGCGGGGAAGGGGAGGACAAAAAAGAGACGACACGAAUUAUAAAAUAAAUCAAACAACAUUUAGACACUUUACUCCGGGGGCGGAUAUACGAGGAUCCCCGGGAGACGGAGGAGGAGGAGGAAGAAGAGGAGGAAGAAGAGGAGGAAGAAGAGGAGGAAGAAGAAGAAGAAGCGGACGUUUUUACUCGAUGCGACGGGAUUUGCUACUUUCGCGUGAAGAGGCGGACCUAGGAGGCUCGGCCACUUCAAUAUGCUGAGGCUGUCCCCGGUGUUUGUGUACUGUACGUGGAAGUACAAGGACUCCGCGCCUGCGACCCACGGGCCCACGUUACGGAUUUAAACCCUCAACACCUUGGUCUGGUCCCCCCCGCCCCGCCGCCGCGGAAGAAGCGUCCCUGCCGGUUCUCCUUCAGCUCCGCAUCUUGUGUUUUUGUUUUGGACCGGGAGGGGGAUUCCUCCAGACCUGAGGCUGCAUGUGCGUUGCUCUCUCGCCGCCUCACAGUCGUGUCCCCCCCCUACCCCCAACCCCCCGGUUCUCCUUACUGCAACGGGGGUAUUUUAUUUUGUUAAACUAGCCCACGCCGUUCAUGGAGGACUCACCAUGACCCAUUAUUCCUUCUUCCACGCUCCUGUCAGGUUCCGUGUCCGCGGAGGGUGCCCGGUUUUCAGCCGCUAGCCGGUGCCGGUCUGCGAGAGAGAGAGAGAGGGGGGUGGGGGGGUGUGGGGCAAGUUGGUGCAUAUCCCCGGUGUCUCUCUCUCUGUUUUUGUUUUUGUUUUGCUUGUGACACCACUUAAAAAAAACCAAAAAAAAAACAGACUUCUAUCUCUUUUUUCAGUCAUUAUUAAUUUAUUAUUUUUUUUGGUGGGCGAUUGAACCAACAACCCACCCACCCACACUCCCACGGAUACACGACACCCACUAAGCCAGGUCUGUCACCAUGAGUUGCAUCCUCUCGGCGCUGCUGGAUGUGUUGCUACGUGGACUCGUCAUCUAUGCGGUACUCGGCUGCUCUUCCUCCAGCGGUCUGCCCGAUGCUGCAGCCGUAGCAGAUCCCUGUCUUAUUGUGAUGCCGCCAUGCAUGGGCGAGGCCGACCGCUUCAGUCUGGAGGCGCUGCGGCACAUCCACAAACAGCUGGACGACGACAACGACGGAGGGAUAGAGGUCAACGAGAGUGUGGAGUUUAUAAUAGAGGACAUGAAGCAGCAGCAAACCAACAAGCACAGCAACCUGCACCGUGAAGACCAGCACAUCACAGUGGAGGAGCUGUGGAAGGGCUGGAAGACGUCUGAAGUCCACAACUGGACGAUGGAGGACACGGUGCAGUGGCUGAAGGAGUCGGUGGAGCUGCCGCAGUAUGAGACGAACUUCCGGGACUUCCGAGUCUCGGGGAACACUUUACCUCGAAUAGCAGCAAAUGAACCGUCGUUUAUGUCGAUGCAGCUGAAGAUAUUAGACCAGCGGCAUAAACAGAAACUAAACCUAAAGGCCCUCGACGCGGUGCUGUUUGGUCCUCCGCUCCGUCCACAACAUAACUGGAUGAAAGACUUCGUCCUGAUGGUUUCCAUAGUGAUCGGUGUUGGGGGCUGCUGGUUUGCCUACGUGCAAAACAAGUCCAGCAAGGUGCACAUCUCUCAGAUGAUGAAGGAUCUGGAAAGCCUGCAGCACGCCGAGCAAAGCCUCUUAGACCUGCAGAGCCGACUGGAGAAAGCUCAGGAGGAGAACCGCACGGUGGCGGUGGAGAAGCAGAACCUGGAGCAGAAAAUGAGGGAUGAGAUCAACGGGGCCAAGAAGGAGGCUCAUCGGCUCCGAGAGCUGCGAGAGGGAGCUGAAUGUGAGCUGAGCCGCCUGAAAUAUGCUGAGGAGGAGCUCGUACAGGUGCGAAAGGCCCUGAGGAGAGCGGAGAAGGAGAUGCACUCGGAGCGCUCGGUGCCAGAAGCUCUUCAGAAGUGGCUGCAGCUCACACACGAGGUGGAGGUUCAAUACUACAACAUCAAGAAGCAGAACGCGGAGCUUCAGCUGUGCGUCGCCAAAGACGAGGCAGAGAAAAUCAAAAAGAAGCGAAGUUCUGUGUUUGGAACUCUUCACGUGGCCCACAGUUCAUCACUGGAUGAGGUGGACCACAAGAUACUAGAGGCAAAGAAAGCCCUGUCGGAGGUGACGGCGUGCCUGAGGGAGCGGCUGCACCGCUGGCAGCAGAUCGAGAAGCUCUGUGGCUUCCCUGUGGUCAGUAACUCGGGGCUGCCGAGCCUCACGGCCAGCCUCUACUCAGACCACAGCUGGGUGGUCAUGCCGCGAGUUUCGGUGCCUCCCUACCCCAUCGCGGGAGGAGUGGAUGACCUGGACGAGGACACGCCUCCCAUCCAUCCACAGUUCUCCACGGCCUCGUUGAUCCGUCCUUCGCUGACGCGCAACAGCAGCCUGUGCCGCUCCCGCCGCAGCCUGAUGAACUCCCCGCAGUCCUCGCUGAUGUCGCCGGACCCCGACCUGCUGUCCAUGGCCAGCUCGUCCCUCUCCUAUCACCCCGAGGCCGACGACGAACAUAUCAUGUUCAGCUCGGAUAGGAGGGGGUAUGUAGCGGUGGCCGGAACGCCGCGGAAUGGUUUUAAAGUUUGGACUUACAGGGAACCGACUCAGGAGGGCGGCUCCGACUCAGACUCCCUCAACUCGUCCAUGGGCCGGAAGCAGCCGCACAACCCCUGCACGCCCGGAUCGGAGACCCCAUACCGCAAGAUCUCCCGCGAGGAGCUGCUGCUGUACAGCCAAAGUCCGGAGCUCGCAGCCUGCACCACCCACACCAGCAGCAGCAGCAGCAGCAGCAGUCUCAGGGACUCCACGCCUCCCCCUCUUCCCCCGACCCCGGCCACCACCCCCUCAGGGCCGCCCUCCACCUCGCCCUCCCCGGCCUUGGAGCACCACCCGUUUGCACACAGAGGCUCUCCUGACCUCACCCACAUCCUGCCCGAGUCUCAGAGCGUGACCUUCACGCAGGGGGGCGUCACCUCGCCCACGGGGAAGGGCGUGUACAACGGCAUCCUGGAGAAGUCCUACAGCUACGGGCAGCUGCCGGCCAGCAUGCUGCCCAACGUGGGGCGCUACCCGUCUCUGACCUCCCUGGACUCGGAGGGCCGGAGCGUGGGAAGGGAGCACAAGCUCCAGAGCACCUCCUCCCAGGACUCCAGCGACAAUGGAGAGAGAAUCAAGCGCUCCUCGUCUAAAAUCAAAAGCCUAUUUAAGAAGAAAAAAUAAAACUUAGAGAGCGAAAGAGAGAAAUAAGAUAAGUUGUUUUAGCCUGAAUACUAAUAAAAAGGACAUCACUAUAAGCUAAAACAUUUCAUUUUCUCUCCUAAGUUAUUUUGUUAUCAAAGAUGGAAUGUAGCUCAGGCUGGACGCGUUCAAACACUCCAGACUGGUCGCCUUAUUUUUAAAUAAUGCCUUUUUAUUUAGUUCACUCAGCCUCACGGGGAAACCUGCAGAGGUCACGGAAAGGUCAAUCCGACGCCACACACGACCUGGUCGCCGUCUUCUCUUAAAUGUUACUUUGCUUUUCAACCAAAAAAAGCCACUUUGAGUAACGGUAUCGUGUAAAACGUAGUGUUUCACUGUCGAUGUCUUGUAGAGAAACAUAUCUGCUGUUUAAAUCGCACUUUGAAUAGCGACAGCAACACGUGAAUAACACCCAGAAAAAAAAAAGGUCCUAUAGUAGAUUUGGGAUAAUGUAUCGUCUUUUCUCAAGUGUCCUAAUUUACGACGGAGUAUCAGGGCCACUUGUAGGGAAAAUAAAUCGGAGAUAACGAGAUUAAAGUACAUUUUAGGAAUUCUGGAGCAUCUUGUUAAAUUAAACUUUGGCAUAUGUUUAACUUAAAUAACAAAAUAAUUAAUCUCAACUUGACAGGAGUUUUAAAAUGUGGUGCAGACUUGCAGUCGAUUAAAGUUCUCGGUUACAAAUGUGAGCUUUUCAAAGGGAAUUUUUAGUUUCUCGAGAAACACCAAAAAAAGAUAAAGACCCUCUUGUUAAUAAAUUGCGACUUUUAUUUCUAAUAUUUAUUUUCUGUAACAUGGCCCUAUUACUCAGUCGUACUAAUCACCCCCCCCUCCCUGUUCAAAUUAUGAAUUGCAUCUUAAACAGUCUUCAAGUGCUAAACCCGUGUACUUGAUGAAUUUUCCUUUUUAAAAAGAAAAAUCCUGCUCAAAACUUUAUUGCACUACUGCUUUCCUGGUAUUUUGGGAAAGAGCCACUGCUGGCGGAGUACAUAUUGAAUAAAGAUCCAGAGACGAGGGGAACACAUGGGCGGCGGCAGGGAAAAUGCAGCAUGUAAUGCCAGAGCCACGAUUAUCUGAUGCAUCUUUACUGUUGCCCUCCAUUAUCCUCUCAAAUAUAUAAAUAAAUCUCUAAAUAUAUAUAUAUAUACGUAUACCUUGUUUUCGCAUUACUAGGUUUAGAUUGGUGGGGGUCCCUAUGAACUGAAGAAAGUCGAACGAAUAUGCAGAUCUAACCCGCACCAGUCGUGUUCCCUGUAAUCUAGCUCUGCCUCAUUACUUGACAAACUGCAUUCUGUAGCCAUUCAACAGACCAUUUCCAUGUCUCGUCUUAAAACUCUUCAAAUCUAAAAAAAACACUUGAUGUCACGACCGGAUGUUUGUGUGCGGUUCAUUCUGUUCCGAGUGCCAUAGUCGUGUUUGAGGAAGGAGGUGAGAUGAUGUAAUAUUUAAAAAGAUAAUAAGUUUCUGUAAUUGCCGACAAUGUCUCGACUGUGGUGAUGUGGCCUCUACCAUCUGUGUUCCAGGCUUUUUUUAAAAGGACAAACAGUAAAGGAUCAUCUGUUCGAGCUAAGGGACGUUUUUCAUCCACAUCCGAUCAAAACAUUGAGACUUGCCCCCCCCCCCUCACACUAAGCUCGAAGCCGACCCACGCAAUACGGCCCCGCUCCUCACCUCUGGGCCUGCACCGAGCGCAUUGAUGUCAACCCGCCCAGCUUCACACUGUGAUUUCUGCCUUCUGCCCUUCAUCCCGGACCGAGUCACAUGACGGAACGCCGGCAGAGAUGAAAGGUCAUGGGGGUGGGGGGGGGAGGGGGCGAUGCCGUGCAUGAGGUGUGUCUGGGAGACGAGGAUCCAGUGGCCUCUGUUUUUAAGAAGAAGAAAAAAAAACCACAUAUAUUUAGAAGGUCGUGGACAACGCAGCACACAAUGAAGGAACUGAAAGACGAGGGGCAAACGAAUGUUUACGAGACACUAGGGGCUUUUUUUGAGAACAUUUUGUGUGUGAAUAUUUGUAUACAGUAGAAAAAUUAAUAAAAAAUGGAGGCAUUGGA